UGUCAUAAAUCUUUUGGGCAAAUAAACACGUCUCUGGCCAAAGUGGAGUGUUGGGUGGGAUUGGCAGUGGUAGUGGGAGUGGGAGUGGGAGUGUGUACUUUUUUAGCCACACCACUUUGUGUAAAUCCAUCAAUAUUUACUGAUAAUACGUAGGAACAUAUGCAUAUGCUUUCUCAGCCCGCCAGCGAAUCGUACUAGUACAAUGGCUUCGCUACGUCAGUCGGCUUCUGGAUCGAGGAGUUGCGUCAAAGUGUCUCCGAUCGUCGAUCUUGUUUGUGUCGCCGAACCAUCUCUCUGUGGGGACUCACCUGCGAAUCCCCGGACCUAGAGAUACAGUAUGAAUGAUAUCGCCCAGCUGGUCGGCCCAAGCUUUCAAAGCUUUCCGCUAUCGUAUAAAUGUUGGCAAUACAAGGGCGGCUGGGCUUAGAACCAUUCCGCCAAUCUAGCAGCGCAGACCUCGGCAACGAAUCCGAAGAGCUGAAAGUGUUCCCACUGGACUAACUUGGCGAUCAUGACCCACAAGCCGUGCAAGGGCCCACGUCUGGGCGUGCGACAUCUGCAGUCGUUCCUGCUCUUCCUCGGCCUCACCGUGAUGCACAUCGCCCGGCUGAAUGUGAGUGUGGCCAUUGUGGCCAUGACCAAUGCGGCCACCACGAAUCCCAAUUUUCCGGAGUACGAGUGGACGUUGAAACAAAAGUCGUACAUACUCUCCAGUUUCUACUGGGGCUACAUCCUGACCCUGUGUCCUGGCAGCUUCCUGUGCCGUCGCUACGGCGCCAAAGUGGUCCUCUUUGUGGCCAGUUGUGGCACUGCCGUCUUCAGUCUGAUGACCCCGUGGUGCAUCACCUGGGGCGGGUGGCAGGUGUUCUGCGCCAUCCGCAUUCUGCAGGGCUUGUUCCAGGGCGUGAUCUUUCCCUGCGUCACGGAGCACCUGGCCAUGUGGUCGCCACCGGAGGAGAGGAAUCGCCUGGGCGCCUUCAGCUACACGGGCACGGAUUGCGGCACUGUGCUGGCCAUGUUCAUAAGUGGCAUGAUUGCCAAGGGCGCAAUGGGCUGGCCGGGCAUAUCCUAUGUGUCCGGAGCCCUCUGCGCCGCCUGGUGCUUCCUCUGGCUGAUCUUCGCCUCCAACAAUGCCACCGAGUCCCGAUUCAUUGGCGAGGCCGAGUGCAAGUACAUCGAAUCCUCGCUGGAGCACAAUGAGGACUUCCACGAUCGCACCAUACCCAUACCCUGGAAGGCGAUCUGGACAUCUGUGCCCUUCCUGGCCCUGCUGGUAACCCGUUGCGCAGAGACCUACGGACUGAGCACCCUGCAGGCGGAGAUUCCCUCCUACAUGAACGGUGUCCUCAACAUGGAGAUCCAGAGCAACGCAGUCUUCUCAUCGCUGCCCUUCCUGGCCAUGUGGCUGCUGUCCUAUGUCUAUCUGAUUGCCGCCGAUGUGCUGCUCAAGAAGAAGAUCCUGUCGCUGACCUCCGUGCGUAAGCUGUUCAACACGCUCUCCUUUUGGAUACCGGCCGCCGCCCUGAUCGGCAUUGGAUUCCUCAGCGAGGAGAACAAGAAUCUGGCCAUCGUGCUGAUGACCGUCUCGGUGGGUGUGAACAGUGGAGCCACCAUCGGCAGCUCCCUGAACUCCAUCGAUCUGUCGCCCAAUCACGCUGGCAUAUUGAUUGGCUUGAGCAAUACGGUGGCGAACGUUAUACCCAUCCUCACACCACUGAUUGCGGGUGAGAUCGUGGCAGAUAAGGUGAGUCAGGCGUCGAAAAAGAAUGAUGGAAAAUCCCAGAUCGAAAACAAUAAUAAAUAUAUGUAUUUCCCAAUAUCGCAGCACAAUCGCGGCCAAUGGCAGAUCGUCUUUGGACUGGCAGCUGUCAUAUUCUUCUUGGGCAAUGUGGUCUUCAUCAUCUGGGGAACGGCCAAGGCGCAGCCCUGGGAUGCAGAUGACUUCCUGAAGCCCAAGGACGCGGAGUCCGCCUGCCAAAAGUCCAAGUCCAUUGUCGCAGAGGUCGCGCCGCCCAUCGAUCCCGUCCUGGAGCAGCAAAUCAGUUGGCCGGAGCGGUAUACGGCCAAAGCCAUCGAGUGAUUUGUGGCGGAAGUGUCCGCUCGGCGAGAACAAUUGCUUUUGUUAAUCAGUAUUAACCAUAAGUAGGCUGUAAUUUAUAUUUAUUCUAUUUAUAAGGCGUGACCGUAGCACGAGGCUUAAGUAAAUUAUUUUCAAUUGAAUCGCAUUGUUGUUACCAAUCGCUUGUGAUUUCGGCACUCGAAUCAAGGAAGAGCCCCGAUAGGCCAGGCCAGCGCAAUCUAAUCAGUUAAUUUAUCUCAUAAAUGUAUAUAAGUACCUUAUUUAUAUUGAAUUGCUGCCCAUGCGACCAAUUGUCAAUGGCUGAAGCUAAUUCUGAGUACUUUGCACUGCCUCACUUUCUCGACGGGGUUCAAAAACAACAUUUGCCACAGCUGUUUGUGAAUGUAUAAUACUC
This is a messenger RNA of Drosophila santomea, 2474 nucleotides long. Its product is annotated as putative inorganic phosphate cotransporter. Gene Ontology annotation, cellular component: plasma membrane. Gene Ontology annotation, biological process: transmembrane transport; monoatomic anion transport. The transcript is spliced from 2 exons. NCBI's taxonomy places the organism in Eukaryota, Metazoa, Arthropoda, Insecta, Diptera, Drosophilidae. Gene Ontology annotation, molecular function: transmembrane transporter activity. The coding region runs from base 512 to 2080 and encodes 522 amino acids. The record is from RefSeq and is a predicted model, not a curated record.